GAAAUUGAAAGGUAAUAAGAAUUGUAGUGUUUCUUCUUUCCUGUCGGCUUCCCACGCAGAUAGUAAAAUGGCUCUUGAAGCAUCGUUUCGAGUUAGUUACAGACUCGCAAGAUCUGGAAAAGCUCAUACAGUGGCAGAAAAUUUCAUCGGACCUUGUGCUAAAGACAUCGCAAUCUUGACGAGCCCACCGAACUGCAAACUGUGCAGUAUUGCUCGUGAAGAUGUGUUAUAUGCAAAACCACUGGAAACUUAUACGACUGGUGCAACAAUGUUAGAAUGGACUCACUGCUGUAUUCAUAGACAAGCAUGGGCAUGUAAGCGUAUUCCUGCAGAGUUAGCCAGUACUUUAAGCGAAACUGUAAAAGUUGUGAAUUUUAUAAAGUCCCGUGAAACAAAUUUUCGUCUAAUCCGUGAAUUUGGUGAGGACCUGGGAAGUCUCCACGUCUCUUUAUUACUUCAUACAGGAGUUAGGUGGUUUUCUCGUGGCAAAAUUUUGACUUGCUUGUUUGAUUUAUUGUUGACCCUCCAUUUCAUUUGUCGCUUCUGUAUCCGACAUUCUGUGGCUCCAAAGCUUGCAUACUUGGCCGAUCUUUUUUCUAAAUUAAAUAAACUAAAUACGUCUUUACAAGGUCCAGGAAUCACCAUUUUCAAUGUUCAUGAUAGAAUAGAAGCUAUGCUAAAGAAGAUCAACUUUUGUAAUCAAUGUCUCAGCUUGUUAUCAGAGAAUAAAAUUCAACUUACCGAAAACAUUAAAAGAGAUAUUACUGAACAUCUCAAACAACUUCAAUUAACGUUCAAAGAGUAUUUUCCUAAUAAACCUGGAUCAAACAACUGGAUAUGCAAUCCUUUUUAA
Molecule: messenger RNA, 853 nt
Organism: Acanthoscelides obtectus
Lineage: Eukaryota; Metazoa; Arthropoda; Insecta; Coleoptera; Chrysomelidae
Source: the annotation of a GenBank genome assembly